CGCUACCCUCGUCAUCUUGCUUCUCAGGCCGCGUGCAGGGGGCACCAGCAGUGCAUGGGGUCCCACCGCAGUUCUCCGGCGGCUCGCGGCGGCGUGUCCCCGGGCCGCAGCCCGUCCCGUGGGCGCGCGGGCAUGGCCGCCGCCUCGGGGUCCCUGUGGAACGACGAGGCCUUCGGCGACUUCGGGAAGGAGGAGCUCGACGCCUUCUUCGCGGCGGACGGGGCGGCGCCCAAUGGCGCCGGGCCAGCUCGGCCCCCGCCGGGCCGCAGCGACAUCGAGGCGGAGUACUCCCGCCUCUCCAGGAGCCAGUCGCCGGCGCGCGGCGGCGGGCCCGUGGCUGCGGCCCCAGAGGGCGUGGCCAGCUUCGCGCUCGACGACGGCGACUCCGACGGCGUGGACGCCACCUGUGCCGACAGCGAGCACGUGCAGGACUGCCGCGUGCCCGAGCUGCCCGAGGCGCCCGGGGGCUUCUCCGCCGAGGACCGGCGCCUGCGCGAGGCGCUGGCCGGCUUCUACCUGGCCCGGUGCCCCGAGAAGCUGGGCGGGGUGAACGCCAUCGUCGAGCAGUACAGGGGCCGAGCGGUCUCGCACCUCUGGGUGCAGCUGGCGUCGAAGUACCGGCUGCGCGUCCCGGACGUCGUCGAGGGCCUGGCGGGCACGCUGUAUCUCGGCGCGCCCUUCGAGCAGCCAGAGGACGGCGGGGCCGGGGGCGCCUCGGGCAGCUCGGCGCUGCCCCCGGAGACGCUGGCGUCCCCGGAGGGCCGGGAGGAGCUGCUGCACGCCUGGCUCCGGGGCGGCCCCGGGGGCGUGGCCCUCUCGGAGGGCGCGCUGCGGGCGCUCUGCCUGCGGGGCCUGCCCUCCCCCGGCGCCGACGGCCAGCUCCGGGCGCAGCUCUGGAAGGUGAUGCUGGGCUACCUUCCGGCGCAACCGCGUUCGGAGUGGCCAUCGAUCGAGGCGGAGAGGAGGGCCAGCUACGCCCGCUGGAAGGCUGACCUCGUCGCCGUCUCCGAGUCGUUCCGCGUCGACGUGCGGGGGGUGCAGGGCCAGCAGGUCGCGGACAGCCUGAGCCUGCUGCAGCAGAUCCAGAAGGACGUCCACCGCACGCAGCCCCUGGUGGAGUUUUUCCAGAGGCCUGCUACGCAGGCCGCCCUCUCCUCGCUGCUCCUGGUCUACGCCAGGAGGAACCCAGAGGUGCAAUACAUCCAGGGGAUGAACGAGGUGGCCGCGGUUUUGCUCCACGUGGCCUCCGAGGCGAGUGCAGACGAGCAUGCGGAGGCAGACGCGUUCUGGUGCUUUAGCCUGCUGAUGCAGGACAUCCGGGGCGCGUUCAUCCAGGCCGUGGACGGCUGCUCCGGGCACGGCGCUCCCUCGCACGCCUCGCCGGCCGCCAAGGCGGAGCCGGGGGCCGUGGGCAAGCUGCUGCGGGCGCUGCGGCUGUACGACCCCGAGCUCGGCGCGCACCUGGAGGGCGCGGGCGUGCCGGUGUGGGCGUGUUCGCGUUACGAUGGUGCACAGUGCCUCUUCGCGAAGGACCUGCCCCUGGCCGGCGUGGUGCGGCUGUGGGACUGCCUGCUGGGCGACCCGCUGCGGUUCGAGCUGCUGAGCCAGGUGGGGCUCGCGGCGCUGCUCACCUCGCGGGAGCCGCCAACGGGGGGGAAAGAGGAGAGGGAAGUCUACGGAGUUGUCCUGAGCCUGAGCCACAAGUCCUCCCUCCAUUGA
Molecule: messenger RNA, 1719 nt
Organism: Prorocentrum cordatum
Lineage: Eukaryota; Dinophyceae; Prorocentrales; Prorocentraceae
Source: the annotation of a GenBank genome assembly